Molecule: messenger RNA, 3634 nt
Organism: Drosophila bipectinata
Lineage: Eukaryota; Metazoa; Arthropoda; Insecta; Diptera; Drosophilidae
Gene: cv-2
Product: crossveinless 2
Biological process (GO): positive regulation of BMP signaling pathway
Cellular component (GO): extracellular region
Molecular function (GO): BMP binding
Source: RefSeq, a predicted model, not a curated record
CCGGCGAGCGGGUGCGAUUUUGGUGCGACUAAAAACGCUCGGAAGUGAUUCGAAUUGCUGGCCAGGAAUUAAAAAACAUUUUUUCGACUCGUAUGGGAAAAUUCGCGCGAAAUUUUCACGUUUUCUGAUUAGCAGAUCGUUAGGCUCGUCUGACAAAAAUCAAAAAGAAACCAAUUAUAAUUAAAAAGUGGUCGUAAAAAAUAAAAUAAAAACAAGAAAACAAAACACAAGACCGAAAUUGUUAUCAACACGAACCGUCAGAACCAUCAGAACCGUCAGUAGCGUCAGUACCGCCAAUAGCCCCACCACCGACGCCGCCUCAUCCUCGGACCUGGAAGUGUAAUUACGGUCAUAAUUCACGCGAGAAAACCAACAGCCAUCCGGAGCAAAAUCACAAAUCAAAGCGAGGAAAAGCCAUUUAACAAGAAUCGAACAAGGAAAAACUAAUAGAAGAUUUCCGCGAACAUCGACCGGUUGCGAAGAAUCGAAAAUGUGUUGCCAAUCAAGCGGCCAGUGGAAAUCUUCUGCGCAGUCUUCGAGUGGACAGCCGCACCAGGAAUCGGAUUCGGAAUCGGUACCGGCCAGGAAGACAACAAGACACAGGCGGCGGCUUAGCCAGAACGGUGCUCAGAUCCUGAUUCCUAUCCUCGCACUGAUCCUGGUCGCCCUUCUCCAAAUACAAACAGUCGCCGCCGGAGCUGGCAACAGUCUGCAUGGUUACCUGGAAUCUUGCUCGAACGAGGGCGAGGAAGUCCAAUUGGCGAAACGUAAUCAGGACUUCAAGUGCUUUAAUUGCAUCUGUCAGAAUGGAUUUGUAAGAUGUUCCAACAAUUGCCCACCCAUUGAUGAUUGCUAUAUGGUAGACAGGUCAAAUGGCUCCUGUUGUCCCCGAUGUAAAGGUUGCAUGUUCCGGGGCAUUCCGUAUGAAAGUGGAGCGGAAUGGACUGACCCGGAGGAUCCCUGCAGGACCUACAAGUGCGUGGCCACCGUCGUCACCGAGACCAUCCAGAAGUGCUACUCCCAGUGCGAUGACGAUCAGCUGCAGCCACCACGCCCCGGAGAAUGCUGUCCCACCUGUCAAGGCUGCACGAUCAACGGCCAGACUGUGGCCAAGGGCCAGGAGGUUGUCCCCUUCAUUGACGAUCGCUGCCUGGUCUGCCAGUGCGGCGACAACCAGCUGACCUGCUCCAAGAAGACCUGCCCCAUCCUGCUGUGCCCCAAGAGCAAGCAGAAGCAGCAUCCCGACGAGUGCUGUCCAAGGUGCACGGAAAAGCGAGAGAUAUUUACGGUGCCAGGCAAGUGCUUCUUCAACAAACAGAUGUACUACGAGAAGACCCAGUUCAUGCCGGAUAGGUGCACCAAUUGCACCUGUUUGAACGGCACCUCGGUGUGCCAGCGUGCCACCUGCCCCAUCCUGGAGUGUGCCCCCGAGUUCCAGGAGGAGGACGGCUGCUGUCCCCGCUGCGCCGUCGCCGAGGUCAGAAGCGAGUGUAGUCUGGAGGGCGUGACCUAUCGCAACAACGAGACCUGGAACAUGGGACCCUGCCGCAGUUGCCGCUGCAACGGUGGCACCAUCCGGUGUUCCGAGCGACGUUGUCCGGCGGUCAAGUGCCGGGCGAACGAGGUUCUGAAGCUGCCACCGGGAGAGUGCUGUUAUCGGUGCGUCGAGGCGGCUGGAACGUGUACGGUCUUUGGGGAUCCCCACUUCCGUACCUUCGAUGGCAAGUUCUUCAGUUUCCAGGGAAGCUGCAAGUAUCUGCUGGCCGCCGACUGCAGGGACAAUACAUUCCACAUCCGGCUGACGAACGAGGGCAGGGGAACCCGGCAUGCCAGUUGGGCUAAAACGAUCACCCUGAAGCUCCACAACCUGCGCGUGAAUCUCGGCCAGCGGCUGAGGGUGAAGGUCAACGGCACCAGGGUCAUGCUGCCCUACGUGGGCAUGGCCGGAGGACAGAACGUUACCAUAGAGCGGUUCAUCGAUGGUGUGGGUGGCGUAGUGAUGCUGCGAUCCGAAAUGGGGCUCCAGCUGGAGUGGGAUGGAGCCGGCUUCCUGCAGGUCACAGUGCCCGCCCAAUACAAGAAACGACUGUGCGGCCUGUGCGGCAACUUCAACGGCAGCGCCCGGGACGAUCUCACCAGCAAGGACGGCCGCUCCCACAGCGAUGAGGAGGUCUGGCACUUUGCCAACUCUUGGAAGGUGGGCGGCCCCAAGUCCUGUUCCCGCCAGCGUGAAAACAUCGCUGCCCUGCCCACCUGCGACAAGAGGAUGUCCAGCUUCUACUGCCAUCCGCUGAGCGUCUCCCAUUUGUUUGGGGAAUGCAACGAGCGUCUGAAUCCCCAGAACUACAUCGCCGCCUGCCGGAUGGACGUGUGCGAGUGUCCUUCGGGGAGUUGCCACUGCGACAGCUUCGCCGCCUACGCCCACGAGUGCAAGCGAUUGGGUGUCAUCCUGCCGGACUGGAGGACAGCCACCAAGUGCCCGAGCGGAUUCCGACGGAAUGCCACGACCUUGUCCAGCUAUCUGAACAAUGAGUACUACGGGGACUCGAGCUUCACGCGGUUGAAGGGCCGCGGACGGAAGCAGCAGAGACAGCAGCACCGGUUGCAUCGCCAACAGCUGCAGCAGCUGCAGGAACAGGAGCUGAGGAGGAAACAGGAACGAAGGCGGCGGCCCAAGGGAGGCCAGCACAACCAGGUGGUGGACAAGGAGUUCACCCGGAAGCAUCCCAGCCUAGUGUUGCAUCCCCGUGCGCCGGAUCGCACGCCGCCGCCCCUGCAUUAAGUUUAUAAUUAGUUAACCACUUAGUUACCACCAUUUAGUUACUACACCGACACACACAAGCACCCAGACCCACGCACACACAUACACAUUGAAAGGGGGCGCAUUUCAUAGCAUACUUUUGGCGGCCAACAAGCGCAGUAUCUGGAAAGGGUGCCGAUAUAGUCCCCUUGCCAGGACAGCCAGGCAACAGUAUUAGGCCAGAAGGGUCCUCUGGAGUAGGCAAAAACAUAUAUACAUUCGCACCACUUAUAGGGAUCUAGACAAGUGUAAGACCCGCAUUCGCAUUGCAUUCAGAACUCAUCUCCUUCGCCAUUUCGUGUAGCCUAAGUUUUAUUUAUUUUAGCUUUAGUAAUGGAGUUUUUAUUCGGAGAGCCUGUUGUUUGUGUGCCUGUUUUGUAUUUAUAUUCCUGUAUGUGUGUUUUACCGCUGCACUGCGCUAAACUAAACCAUAAACUAAAAACUAAACUAAACUAAAUCUACAACUAAAACUAAGCUAAGCUUUAGCUAAGUGUACUUAGAACUUAACGCGAAUCCUAGCCGAAAUACUUGAUGUUUGCUUAAAAUUUAAGCUCUUAAAAAUAAUAAAAGGAAAAGGAGGAAUUAAAGGCGAUCCGACCCAACUACUAUGAGAAUUGCACAAAACAGUAUUUUUGCUUAGUUGAGAGAGACCCUCACUCAUAAUUGAAAACAAAAAAACGAACCCAGCUCCAUUUGACUUCCUACUUGAUACCCUUAACCCUUAACCCUCUUGUACUCCUCUUAUCUCAAAUUGCCCAGAGCAGAGUUAACCCAUUUUUACCCAAACUGUGUUAAUAUUUAUAUAAUAUACCUACCUACCUACCUACCUAUCUA